CUCUGUGCGUCGCCAUUUUGUUUUGGAUUUGUAAAGAAAUGGGUCGUCGCAGCCGCUCUCGCUCCCGCUCUCCAGCUCGUCGCGACGCAAAGGACAAAGCUAAAGACAAAGCCAAAUCAUCUACAAGAGGCCGUAGUCCAGUACGGAAAAAUAAAGCAAAGGAGAAGCCAGCUAGACGUCCAAGUUCUUCAUCAAGCAGCGACAGCUAUUCUUCAAGUAGUGGCAGUUCAGGUAGCUCCAGCCGCAGCUCCAGUUCAGGAUCAAGCAGCAGUGGUAGCCGCAGUUCUAGUUCCAGCAGUUCCGGGUCCAGCAGCUCGAGCUCACCAUCUCCUAUUCGUAAAGGAAGUGCCAAAGUAAAGAAAGAAACAAAGAAGGAAAUCAAGGUAGAAGGAAAAGAGGUUACAAAAGAGCCAAAGGAGACUAAAACCAAAGCUAUACCUCCACCAGAACAACCCAAGGUAAAAUCAAAAUCCCCACCUCCAAAACCACCAAUAAAAGCACCCAAGAGAUCUACCUCUAGAUCAGUGUCCAAGUCUCCUAGUCCUGUGCGACGUAUAAGGCCAAGAUCAAACUCAAGUUCAUCUUCAGGAUCAAGGUAUCGCUCAAAGUCUAAGUCAAAGUCACGAUCACCAAGGCGACGGAGGAGAAGUCCAACUCCAAAACCAACAAAGUUGCAUGUUACUCCCCUUUCUCGUAACAUUAACAAAGAUCAUGUGUUUGAGAUAUUUGGUAUUUAUGGACAUGUAAAAACAGUGGACUUGCCACUGGAUAGGUUUAACUCUCUGCCAAGAGGAUUUUGUUAUGUUGAAUAUGAUGAUCCRGAAGAAUGUGAAAAAGCAUUGAAACACAUGGAUGGCGGGCAAAUUGAUGGCCAGGAAAUAACAGUACAGACUGUUCUUCCCCCAAGACAAAGGGACGUUAGACCACCCUACAGACGCCCAAGUCCACCUCGAAGAAGACAGCCAUGGAGAAGAAGCCCACCAAGAUUCAGAGGGGGUGGCAACUACAGGUCAUUUAGGCGCUCUCGUUCACCAGCUUCACCUCCACGCAGACGUAGAUCACCAUCUAGGUCACGAUCGCCACAAAGAAGACGUAGAUUUAGCAGUUCUAGCUCAGAUUCUUCAAGAUAGAGAACGUUUUCUAAAAUGCCUAACUUUUUCUUAAUCUGCUUUUCCUUCUCCGAAACUUACGUUAUUAAGCCUUUUUAAGAGGCAAAUCAGAAUUGCUUUGUUCCCAAGGACUUUAUAGGUAACAAUGCUUAUCAGUUUUGUCAUAAACUUUAAUGGGCAAAACUAGCCAUGUUAGACAUUUGCAUUUCUAAAACCAUUUGUAGAAUAUGAGGAUGUAAAAGAUCUGCUCUCCCAGGUUUUAAGUAUAUGACGUAUAACUUCAUUUAGUUUGUACAUUGCAGAAUAAAAGAUAUUAAAAAGAAAAUGCUUUUUAUUUGAUUUUUGGUAUUGUUAAUUGAUGGAGCACUCGGUUAGUUGAUUUAAUAUAUCUUCCAUCCAUCGUACUUGUAUUAUUUAGGUUUGGUAACCACUAGGGACAUAAGGAUCAGAAACAUAACCUGCCUAUAUUUUUAUGUUCGCGAUUAUGUUGGUUUUUAAUGCAUGUUAUGCUUAUGUUUCAGUGCAUUCCCACUACGAAAUAAGCAACAUAACACUCUUACRAAUAUGUUUACAAUAAUUAUUAUAAUAUUAUGACCCUUACGUCGCUAGUGGGUACCAAGCCUCAUUAUAAAAUACUUCAGAUAUAACCCACGCUGAUUGGCUGCCAACUGUAACUUUUAUAUUGUGCAAAAUCAAUAAAAAAUAUAAAAACAAUAUGAAUGCCUUCCUAUGUCUCUGUAUUGUGA
Molecule: messenger RNA, 1855 nt
Organism: Actinia tenebrosa (Australian red waratah sea anemone)
Lineage: Eukaryota; Metazoa; Cnidaria; Anthozoa; Actiniaria; Actiniidae
Biological process (GO): mRNA splicing, via spliceosome
Cellular component (GO): ASAP complex; cytoplasm; nucleoplasm
Molecular function (GO): RNA binding
Source: RefSeq, a predicted model, not a curated record